This is a messenger RNA of Triticum dicoccoides, 778 nucleotides long. Its product is annotated as ferredoxin, root R-B1-like. Gene Ontology annotation, biological process: electron transport chain. NCBI's taxonomy places the organism in Eukaryota, Viridiplantae, Streptophyta, Magnoliopsida, Poales, Poaceae. The record is from RefSeq and is a predicted model, not a curated record. The coding region runs from base 167 to 631 and encodes 154 amino acids. Gene Ontology annotation, molecular function: electron transfer activity; 2 iron, 2 sulfur cluster binding. The transcript has a single exon.
UUUCCCAAGGACACCAGCCACUAACGCUCCUGGCGAGGCUGCUACUGGUGCCGCUCAACAUCCCACGCCCGUCUAUUAAUACCGCGCGCGUGCGUGUGCCCUGCCGUUCUCAAGUUGUGAUCGCACGGUAGUACUCGCAAGCGAAGUUCUGCUUUCUUUUUGAACCAUGGCAACUCUGGGCGCAGCAACAGCGUGCGUCCCGGCCUCCGGCGUCAGGUGCAUCCCGACGUUUGCUGCCGCGCCGGCGCCGAUCAGGACCGCCCCACGUCCCACCGCCUCUCUGAAGCGACCCACGACGGGUGGCGUGAGGCUGUCGGCGAGGUUCAGGACGGCGGCCGCGACGCACAAGGUGAAGCUCGUCGGGCCCGACGGCGAGGAGACGGAGCUGGAGGUGGCGGAGGACGCCUACAUCCUGGACGCGGCGGAGGAGGCCGGCGUGGAGCUGCCCUACUCGUGCCGGGCCGGGUCGUGCUCGACGUGCGCGGGGAAGCUGGCGUCCGGCGAGGUGGACCAGUCGGACGGAUCGUUCCUCGACGACGCGCAGAUGGCCGAGGGGUACGUGCUCACCUGCGUCGCCUACCCCCGGGCGGACUGCGUCAUCUACACCCACAAGGAAGAGGAGGUGCAUUAGCUUAUAGCUAGACCAAAUCGUGCCAGAGUUUUCGUGUCGUGUCCGACGGUUUGGUGUCUUGCACAUGUAGGGUGCUGUGUAGUGGAGUAGUAUCGUUUCGAACGCUGUAUGAUUUGUUUGCUCAAAGUGAAUAGCAUAUCGUCAGUU